Stegodyphus dumicola is the source of this 525-nucleotide messenger RNA. RefSeq lists its product as uncharacterized. NCBI's taxonomy places the organism in Eukaryota, Metazoa, Arthropoda, Arachnida, Araneae, Eresidae. The record is from RefSeq and is a predicted model, not a curated record.
AUGACAAACUGCAUGCUGAAUUACAUUGAACAAAAGCAUGCUGAAGUUUGUUCCAUAGAUGAAUCCAAUGAGAAGCCAGUAUAUUACCUUCCUCAUCAUGCUAUAGAAGCUCCACUGCCAGCUGAGCGAAUUCAAAAGUCAUCUCCUUUCGAAACUACCGGAAUUGAUUUUGCUGGACCACUCUACGUAAAAAAUAAUAACUCCGUUACAAAAGCCUACAUUGUCAUCUUCACAUGUGCUACAACUCGAGCUAUCCACUUAGAAUUAGUUUCCGAUCUGCGUACUGACGUCUUCCUACUUGCAUUACAACGUUUUGUCUCUAGACGUUCAUUUCCUCAUACAGUGUACACUGAUAAUGCCACAACUUUCUGCGCUGCGGACAAAGAGCUGAAGUUAUUGUGGGAUACUAUAUCCUCUGCCAAGGCACAACAGUUUUAUGCCCACCACAACAUUAAAUGGAAAUUCAUCGCCCCGAGCCUUGGUGGAAAGGAGCGGCUUGGUGGGGAGGAUGGUGGGAAAGAAUGA